AGCGCCAUCUCGUGCUAGAAACAUAUCUGCAAAUAAUUUGGUUUUCUCUGCGGCGCAUCAUUUAUGCACCACAAUUGUGAUGAUAUUUCUGACAAAUCAUCAAUUAAAACAAAUAAAACAUUUGAAAAUUGAUGGCAUUCAAUUUAAAAGCAAAUGUAAAAAUAUUCAGCUGAUAAGUUAUCGAUAUGCAAAAGAUACAAUUGUGAUCGGUUUUCGAAUCUGUCACAUUGCUGAAUGUGUCAUUGAUGUUUGUGCAUCGCCCACUAGCCACUAGCCGCAAUGAACAGCAAAAGCUUAAGAGUGUGUGAAAGAAGUGCGUUCAAUGUAGCAUUGAAACUGAACGGCACCAUUUUUCGGUCGGAUUUAUGAACGACAUGAAGUGAGCACAAAACGGACAUAUACAUACAGAGAACAAUUGGAGAGAAGUAAAAAAUAAAGUCGCAUUGAAACGACAAGAAGAAACAAAAAUACAAGAAAUCUUCGAUUUGUUUUAAAAAGAAUUCGGAAACGAAAUUGAAAUUCUUAAUGUUAGCCAGUGUAAAAGUGUGUUGAUGCAAACGAAACAAGCGAGCAAUUUGCGAUAAAUUGGUUUAAGUUUACGGAAACGCUGCGUAAACUCAUACACAAACACACACAACACACACACACACACACAAAAACAACAAAACGCAAUAACGCGACAAGAAGGCAAAUAGUUUCGCUGGUUCACACAAUCUACUCGGUUUUUUUUCUGUCAAUUUUUUUUUUUAUUUUGGUCUUCAAUUGAACCCAUUGCUGUUAUCGAAAGACAAACAUGUCGACAGUACAGCCGUCACAACCCCAACCGCAAUCACCUGAUACAACAAAAAAGGUUUGCUCGGAUGGAGAAGACUUUUCAGACACAGCCAACGAAACGGGCACAUUCGAGCUAUGCUCGGAUGCAAACAAAACGGCCACCAGUUCAUCACACCAAGAUUCAGAGUAUGACACGGCCAGCGAUUCACAGUCAUCGGACGAAGCGGAUCCGUUGCAUAAGGCUGAACCGGUCGGAGACUCGGGCGGCGGUGACAACGCUAACGAUGGUCUAAUUGAUUUAGUCAGUGCUAAAACGGGCAACAUGCAGAUCACAGAUGACAUUCCAAUCGAGGAAAGUCGCAAAUUAUCGCGCAAAGAAAAUGACCUGAACGAUGACGCCGAUGGCGAAGCGGACGAUGACGAAGAAAGUUCAAAUCGUAUUGGCCGAAGAGGCAGCCGUAGCGGUGAUUCCGAAGAUGACGACGAUGACGAUGAUGACGACAGAUCCGAUGACGAUAUAAGAAGUGAUGAUGAAAGUGAGAGCGAUAACGGAAGUAUUAUAUUGGACCUGGAGCGUCAGCGUGGCGAUGGUGAAGAAGAGCAAAAUGAAGAUUCAAAGAAAGUCGACGACGACGAAGAUCGUAGCAAUCCACAAUACAUACCGAAGAGAGGUGUUUUCUAUGAGCAUGAUGACCGAACUGCCGAUGAUCCAGAUGCAAACAGUGCAGAACAGGAAAAUGGUGAUGAAGAGCAGCCACCAACGCCAGUCCAAAAGAAAACAACAAAAAAGACGACGGAUCGUUGGACGCACGAUUUCUACGAUGAAUCGGAGCAGGCACCGAAAUCCCGUGCUGAACUGGUCAAUUCGUAUGGCUAUGAUAUUCGCAAUGAAGAUGGGCCGCCGAAAACCAGACGCAAUCGUCGUUACAACCGCGGUCCAAGCAAAUACACCCGUAAAUGGGAAGAUGAGAUGGCGUAUGCUAAGCAAAAUUCGGCACCACCGCCAAGAAAUCCACGCCCGGAAGAUUUUCCAGAGCUCGGUUCAAAGGGUGAACGACGCCGGCCCAGUCAUCAUGAACGUGAAGAAAAAGAGAAUAAAACACGGCAAAAUUACCAGAUCGAUGACCGAAACGAUGACAACCGAAACUAUUCGAGUCGGAAGAGAACGUCAAUGCGGCAAAUCAGUGACAGACGUGAUAGUGAUCGACGUGACAGUGACAGGCGCGACAGUGACCGACGUGACAGUGAUAGACGCGAUAAUUCCAGAUCGCGUCAUCAAAACGACCGGUAUCCAUCGAGCCGUGGAAACCGAAACGAUGACCGAUCGGAUGAUCGACGAAGAAAUAUGGAUAAGGGCUUCAACAAGGGUCGUGGCCGCAGCACGAUGGAAUUUAAAAAUCAAAAUCGUAACAAAAACCACGAGUAUGAAGGCCGUGGCGGCGGCGGCGGUGGUAGUGUGCAUAACCGAAAUAACAGCAGCGGUCAUUCGGAAUCUCGAAAUCAACAGCACCAUCAUCAUCACGAUGAUGAGCACGUGGAAUCCGUUAGUUUCACAAAUUCAAAGCUUAAUAACAAUUCGAAUCGAUUUUCCAACGUCGAAUACUCGAAUGUUGGAUCGAUGCAGGGUCGAGAAUAUGGCAUACAAGAGCCAACAAUGCAACAACAGACACAAAAUCAACAGUCACAAUCUCAGCAAAGGUUCCAAUUAGUUUCCAACGAAAUACCACAUAAUUUAGAGUCCGGCAAUCAAAUGUCUAACCAACAGAAUUCCCAAAGUACUUUGCUAACAACGAACCAUUCAUUGCCUAUCUCAUCGAGCGUAAUCGCAACACCUGGAGCAGCUCCUCUGAAUCAGCAAGCAUUGCACGGCCAAGCCAUAAAUCAAGUACAACAGCAACAGCCAAUGGGACACAUUCAAGGAGCUGCGAAUAACGCAAGUAAUUUAACUAAAGGUCAUGUGAAACGCUACUCAAAUCAACGGCAACGAACUGGUUUGGAAGCGCAAACGCAACCACCUCAAGCGCAAACCCAACAAUUGCCCAUGAACGUGGUGAUUCAACAACAGCCUCAACAACCGUCACAACCACCACAAAAUCCACAUCAAACCAGUGCACAUCAGACACCUCAACCGAACGUCGUGCCGAAUGUUUCAGCACCCACACAGUUUCAACCAAACUAUUUCCCGAACGAAUAUCCAGCAAUCAAUCAAUUGUACGUGUCUGAUAUCAGACAACCACCAUCAGGACCAGCGGCUGGAUACUUGCCGCAAGGAGCACCACCACCCACGGUUGCCGCACCCGUUGGUGUACCUCAGAUGAUGAAUUUUGUAUCCGCUCAUGCGCCUAUGCAACCAGCGCCCGUCGUUCAACCCGUCGUUCCUAAUGCUCAAGUCGUUGCACAGCCACCCCAAGGCCAGUAUCCAGCGUAUCCACCAUACGCUGGCGUACAAAAUUAUAACUCAGCUAGCGGUAUCACAUACUACGCACCACAAACACAACCUCCACCGCGACCCAUAUUGUCACAGAGACGCCAUAAAAAUGCGAUUCCAAUUAUGGCGCCGCCAGAACGAAGCAACAAAAAUGCUCAUGGCAGCCGAUCAGGUGGCCAUGGCAGUGGGCACAAUCCCGGCAGCAAUGACAGCAACAAUAACAGUGAUCAACAACAGGCGGCAGCACAACAGUCGAUGGAUAACUCGGCGGAGAAUAUCGAUCACAUUUUGGAUAAUAUGUUUGUACAAAGGCCGCACCCAUAUCAGUCUGGUCUAGCUGAGUCACCGGCAGUGGCACGAAAGGACUCAACACCACCGGUUGACGGUCAAAAUGUCAGUGGAAAUUCAUAUUCACAAGAGCAAAAUGUUCAUGAUUCGGCACCCACAUCGUCAUUACUGCAAGGAAAAGAUGAUACGGGAAAUCCAGAUCAAUCGGCAGCAUCGUUUGGUGAUAUGAACAUUUCAGUUGCCAUUCAGGCGAAUCAAUAGGUUCAACGAGGACAUCAAGUAAAGAAAAAAAAAAAUUGAACAAUAAAAUGAGAUUUUGCAACUCCAGAGAGAGCAACCAUUUGUAAAUACUAUUGAAUUGAGAACGCUGUAAUGAACCUCGCAGGGAACAAACGAAAAAUGAAAUGAAUUCACACUCCACACAUACAAUUACACAGACAUAUUAGAAUCCCACACACCGACCAUUCAUCUCUCACAAAUAACCGAAAAAACAAUGGCCGCGCAACAAAUGGCCGAUUGUAUUCAAAUUACAAUUUUAUUUAAAAAAAAAUUCUUCAAUUUUUAUCACAUCCGCAUAAAAUAACUGCCCGACUCUAGCACGUAAUAGCAUUAUAAACCUCAUUUUGGCCAGCAUUUUCAUGAUGAUUUCCUCUUAACUUGGCCCAUUUUACACAAUUUAAGUGCUUAAAUUAUUAUAUUGCAUAGUUUUUUUUCCGCUUGCAUUCAUCGUAAGUGACAUAUUAGGAGUGUCAAAAAACAACAACAAAACACACAACUGAAUGCAUAAUUCAAAGACUUUCAAAUUUUUUUAGAAUUAUCACUAAGAAUUAAUAAAUUUAUCAAUUCCGCAUGUUGUUUGAGAAUGACAGCAACAGAUUUAUAUGAGCGUCAUGUAAAUAUAAAAAAAACAAAUCAUUUGAUUGUAUUUUUUUAACACAACAAGAAAAGAAAAAGAAAUAACAACUGAAAUCAAAUGAAAAAAAAAAAUGAUUCUGUAAUGCACGCGCAUAAAUUCUCAUUUUUUUUUAAAGCAAUUGUUUGGAAUUCAGUUAUUUUUAGAUUUUGUUCAGAGAAACCGUUAGAGAAGAACGCAUACAAUAUAGAUACAAUAAUACUAUGUAAAAAUUGAUAAGAAACAAAAACGUUAUUAAUAUCCCACAACAACAACAACAACAACAACAACAACACAGAACAUGGAAAAUUCAAAUGAAAUUAUAUAAUAAAAAAAAAUGGCUUGACAACAGCGAAAA
Messenger RNA from Sitodiplosis mosellana (orange wheat blossom midge), 4740 nucleotides. RefSeq names its product protein CASC3-like. Gene Ontology annotation, cellular component: exon-exon junction complex. NCBI's taxonomy places the organism in Eukaryota, Metazoa, Arthropoda, Insecta, Diptera, Cecidomyiidae. Gene Ontology annotation, molecular function: mRNA binding. The transcript has 17 exons. The record is from RefSeq and is a predicted model, not a curated record. Gene Ontology annotation, biological process: mRNA processing. Bases 794 to 3751 code for a protein of 985 amino acids.